This is a messenger RNA of Cylicostephanus goldi, 369 nucleotides long. The record is from the annotation of a GenBank genome assembly. NCBI's taxonomy places the organism in Eukaryota, Metazoa, Nematoda, Chromadorea, Rhabditida, Strongylidae.
AUGAUGGUAAAGAAUGGUAGUGGUCUUAUCGUCAACAUCAGUUCUGCGGGUGGUCUCAGGUUCAUCAAAACCAUGUUUGUUAAGCGCACUGAUAUGUUCAAAGAUGGCGAAACUACCGAGUAUCCUGGUAAAGCCAUUGUAGCUCUUGCGUCUGAUGAUCGAAGAAUGGAAAAAACUGGACGGGUUUUGAUUACUGCGGACUUGGGCAGCGAAUACGGUUUCCGAGACACGGACGGUCGUGACCCUCCAAAUCUUCGUAGCCUCACAUUCCUGCUCACCCAUGCAGGUUACAAACAAGCUGCACAGUGGGUGCCUUCAUGGGUAAAAGUGCCUGGAUGGUUGCUGUGGGGAUCGGCGAGCAGGCUUUAA